ACUACUGGAAGAAAAUGCUGCCCAAAACUCCCAUCCCCAAGUCUCUCCACGCCUUCUUGCCGACCACGGGUGAUUCUAUUAAGCGCCGGUUAUCCUUCCCAAAAGAAGCCUGAUGCACUUUCCCUGCUCGACAGUAAAAGCUUUUUUUGGCAAAGUUACAAAUACGGGACAACACCGGACCAGGUAAAGAAAGAGCAUGACACUGGUUUCCUCUUCUUGAAAGAGAACUUGAAGCCAGGCAGUAAGACAAAGAAGCUGGACUUGGAGAAGAAGGAGCAAGAGACUGCGAGGGGCUGGCCGACGUUGCUGCCUCGCCAGGAGGCAAACACCUUUCCUUUCUCAACUUCCAAGCUCAGAGACAUCCUCCAACGCUUUUCCAUGGAUCCCAACUCUGCUGACGCGCUGACCGUGAGGCACACGCUUGAAGACUGCAAGAGGGAAGCCAAUGAAGGGGAGACCAGCUAUUGCGUUACAUCCUUAGAAUCCAUGGUCGACUUCGUUGUGUCCCAGCUGAAGACGAAUGAUGUUCAGUUGCUAACCUACUCGUUCUUGAACAAGGAAGAAAGAGAGACCAAGAGCAGAGUGUACACAGUUCAGCCCGGUGUGAUCGAAUUGGCCGCACAAACCACAGUGGCGUGUCACGUCCAGUCGUACCCAUAUGCAGUGUUCUACUGCCACACGGUUCCGAAAACCAAAACUUACAUUGUUCCAUUGGUUGCUGAAGAAGAUAGCACCAGAGUGAGGGCAGGGGCUGUGUGCCACACUGACACAUCUUCAUGGAACAAGAACCAUGCCGCUAUGCUGGCACUAGGAAUCAAGCCGGGAACUCCUCUUUGUCACUUCCUUUCUCAUGGUCACGUUGUGUUUGUUCCCAACUCUGCUCUUAACAUGUCCGCAGUACGCCGGUCCGCUAGUAUGGCCUAGCUUUAUCAGUGCCUGGCAUAUGUGUGGUAUAAGCGUUCUCAGUAUGUGUAGGCAACGAUGGUGCCAGUGUAUGGUUGUAC
Nymphaea colorata (pocket water lily) is the source of this 1004-nucleotide messenger RNA. RefSeq names its product BURP domain-containing protein 5-like. The record is from RefSeq and is a predicted model, not a curated record. The coding region runs from base 379 to 924 and encodes 181 amino acids. Lineage: Eukaryota; Viridiplantae; Streptophyta; Magnoliopsida; Nymphaeales; Nymphaeaceae. The transcript is spliced from 2 exons.